CUUACCCAGCCAUGGGAGGGUCACAGGUCAGAGCCCGAACCUCCCGUGUCUCCAGCUAGCGAAGGAGCUCCUGGGUGAUCAGGAAGGCUUCCUGCUCCAAGGGUGGCCCUUCCCCAGGGUGGCCCCUGAUUCCGCAAGGGGACAAUGGAUUCUGGAGCUCGCCCAGUUGCCAGCUGCUGUAGCAGCCCUGCAGGACUGUCCCGAGAGUACAAACUAGUGAUGCUGGGCGCUGGUGGUGUGGGGAAAAGCGCCAUGACCAUGCAGUUCAUCAGCCACCGAUUCCCAGAGGAUCAUGAUCCCACCAUUGAGGAUGCUUAUAAAAUCCGGAUCCGCAUUGAUGAUGAGCCUGCCAAUCUGGACAUUUUGGAUACAGCUGGACAGGCAGAGUUUACAGCCAUGCGGGAUCAGUAUAUGAGGGCAGGAGAAGGGUUUAUCAUCUGUUACUCUAUCACUGAUCGCCGAAGUUUCCAUGAAGUUCGGGAAUUUAAACAGCUUAUUUAUCGAGUUCGACGUACUGAUGAUACACCUGUGGUUCUUGUAGGAAACAAAUCUGAUCUAAAACAGCUAAGACAGGUUACCAAGGAAGAAGGAUUGGCUCUGGCCCGAGAAUUUAGCUGUCCUUUUUUUGAAACGUCUGCUGCAUACCGCUACUACAUUGAUGAUGUUUUCCAUGCCCUUGUACGAGAGAUACGUAGGAAAGAAAAGGAGGUGGUACUGGCCAUGGAGAAAAAAUCUAAACCCAAAAGCAGUGUUUGGAAGAGGCUGAAAUCACCAUUCCGGAAGAAGAAAGAUUCAGUAACUUGAAGGGAAGAUGAGAAGUGUUUAUCUGUGAACUGCAUUGUUUAAUCCCCACAGUCCAGUAAACUGCAAUCAUGAGCAUGGUAUUUGCUCUUUCUCCUGUUAUGACUGUUGUUUUUAAAUGCAACUGAGGAGGGGAAUUAUGUCUACUAGGAAUUUCAAUGAUUGAUAUUUAAAGUAUUAUCUCUUAGAUGAUUCUGAUUUAUUAACCCAGUGGAGUACUGUCUGCUUUUAAGUUGUUACAUUAGAAUUUGAUAUAUCAUUUUUUGAGUUAUGUUGCUGAUAAUUAACUAGUGCAAAUUGUUUAUACCCAAGAGAACAUGUAUACCAUAUGUAUUUGAUUAAGUUCACAAGAAAAAUUUUGUGCUGUA
Molecule: messenger RNA, 1169 nt
Organism: Dipodomys ordii (Ord's kangaroo rat)
Lineage: Eukaryota; Metazoa; Chordata; Mammalia; Rodentia; Heteromyidae
Gene: Rit1
Product: Ras-like without CAAX 1
Exons: 6
Coding region: 145-804 (219 amino acids)
Biological process (GO): Ras protein signal transduction
Cellular component (GO): plasma membrane
Molecular function (GO): calmodulin binding; GDP binding; GTPase activity
Source: RefSeq, a predicted model, not a curated record